AUGGAUGGACACUUCUCCCUCUCUGUCACAGAUGCCAUGGUUGCCCUUAGUUUGAAGAUGUAAUCCGGACACAGGUGUUUUAUACAACAGCCUUCUGUGUGUUCUCUUUUUGACUCCGUCUGCAUCUUUUUAAAAAGCUGCAUUAGAAAGGAUUACCUACACAUACUGACCAGCUCAUAUUAUAGACAGAAGCGUGCUACGUGGCAGACCAAUCCAAACUCAUCUCUCGGCAUGUCCAGCCCACUCAUUAUUUCAGCCAAUCAUGGCUAGCAGGAAGGUUGCUGUCUUUUUCCGUGGCUAAACCAACUAGGCUCGUAAUUUAACAAUUUUAUUCAUAUUUACAGAUGGCAUACAAGUUCGUUAUUGAGGCACAUGAAAAUUCACGUUCCAGAAGGCAUUUCUGCCCAAAAACGCAUAAAAAAUAAAAUCAAAAUAAAGUUUACGUUCAAAUGGCGCUCCUGUAAAGGAGUGACGCGCGACAUACACCUAGUUUCCUGAAACCAGUCACAUUUGCAGAAAAUACCUCAUCCCUAAUUUUGACCUCUAUCUUUCUCAGAUUAUUUUAUUACUUGUUAAACAAAAUCUAUUUCUCUGAGCAAUUGUAUUAGUAUAUGUAGUUUGAGCAUACAAUAUGGCUCAGUAUUUGUAUUAUUUAUUUUAUACAGUCUUUUUUGCUCAUCUUUAUCAAGGGAUCCAGUAAUUCCGGAUCCCACUGCACACACACACACACACACACACACACACACACACACACACACACACACACACACACACACACACACACACACACACAUGGAUGGAUGCAUGUGCUCAUACUGCAGAGAGAGAGAGAGCCAGGAGAGAGUGUGUUUUGCUUAGAGAAAAAAUAGGUCACAGCUCUCAGCACAAUGUUUUUCUCUACAUCUCUCAACCUUCUCUCUCUUCUUUUCCCUCUAUCUCCCACUCUUUUCUCUCUACACCCCCUCUCUCUCUAUCUCUCUGUCUCACACAGUUUUCAUUGCCCUUAUCCAUUGGAUGGAAUAUGUAUUGGAUAUAUGCAUUUGUUAAGUGUGUGAGCAUGUGUGUGUGUUUGUGUGUGUGUUUUUGUGUGUGUGUGUGUAAAUGUGUUCCAGGUCAGUGCUUCUGUAAUUAAACUAUGACCACCAAGAGCAGUUGUACACUCACCCUCGUACACACACACACACACACACACACACACAAACACACACACACACACACAAAACAAUGACGUCAACAGUGACAUGAGCGAGACAUACACAACUAACCUCUCCUCCCCCUCUGUCUCUUUAGCUGUGUGGUGGAUGAGAUGGACUUCUCUGGGAUGGAGCUGGAUGAGGCGCUGAGGAAGUUCCAGUCUCACAUAAGAGUCCAGGGAGAGGCCCAGAAGGUGGAGAGACUCAUUGAAGCUUUCAGGUCAGACCCACCAACCAAUCACAUCACACCCUUAAACUGAUCAGCCGAUCAGGGUUACUCCAGGGUUAGGCACUCUGGUUCUGGAGUGCCAUGAACAGGGCGGCAGGUAGCUUAGUGGUUAAGAGCGUUGUGCCAGUAACCGAAAGGUUGCUGGUUCUAAUCCCCAAGCCGACUAGGUGAAAAAUCUGUCGAUGUGCCCUUGAGCAAGGCACUUAACCCUAAUUGCUCAUGUAAGUCGCUCUGGAUAAGAGCGUCAGCUAAAUGACAAAAAAAACAGCAGGUUCCAACCUAGCACCACAUUUGACCUAACUACUAAUAACCUCAGCAGCUAAAAUAAUAUAUUAGAGAUUAGCUCAAUUCCACCUACCGAGUGGUCUCCCAGGUCUAAAACAAGAAGUGUCCUGCAUCCAGGACCAGUGUCUUGACCUGUAGGGACAAAGUCCUACCCCUCUGGGAGUGGGUAGUAGGGUAGACAUGCUGUUACAGGUCUGGUAGAUAACAGAUAUUAUCUGUCAUAAGGGUGACAUAAGAAGUCAUUUUAAAGGAGGUAUUCCUUUACGGAAAAACCACAUGAAUUCCGCAUGUGAACACGUGAUAUUGUGGGAUCUCAUGUGAUCACAUGUGAUUUAAUGUGAAGUUAAUGUGAUAACAUGUGACAACCAUGUGAAGUAACAUAAAUACAAAUAAUAAUAACAUAAAACUGCACGUGACAACAUGUGAGCACGUAAUAAAUGUGACAACGUAGGGAUGUGUCAUGGCCCCUUAGAGGUUUUUGUGUAGUUGCAGUGAAAAUACAGUAAAUCUACAAGUUACUGUAUUUUUACAGCUAAAUUCAGGUGUUAUUAAUAGACAGUAUGCUGAUUACUUGGAACUCAACCUCAUUUGGGAUUUGAACUCACAACCUCUUGGUUGCUAGCUUCCUGAAGUUCCUGCUGAGCCACCAGGUCUAUGGACAUAUUGGAGAUUGGCUAUAUAUUUAUUGCCGAGAUAACAUUUCUGCACUAAAAAUAAAGUAAAGUUACAGUAAAAAUAAAGUAAAUAUAUACAACAACUUCAAGGUUUUAAUUCUAGAAAAUGACAGUAUGCUACUGUAUAUAGAUUUAAAUUACUGUAACAUCUUGUACUGUGAACACAAUUGGGCCUUAAAUGGGAUUUGAACUAAUAACUGCUUGGUUACUAGCAAUCUGAAAUAGCUUGCUACAGUGCAGCUACACCACCAGAUCUGUGAGCGUGAAAGAGAUAUGGCCACAGACUUAUUGGCAAGAAUGCAUUUCUGCACUUUGCCUUGCAAAAGCAUUCAUCCCCCUUGGCGUUUUUCCUAUUUUGUUGCAUUUCAACCUGUAAUUUAAAUAGAUUUUUAUUUGGAUUUCAUGUAAUGGACAUACACAAAAUAGUCCAAAUUGAUGCAUCUUCAAAGUGGUAGGCAUGUUGUGUAAAUCAAAUGAUACAAACCCCCCAAAAAUCUAUUUUAAUUCCAGGUUGUAAGGCAACAAAAUAGGAAAAAUGCCAAGGGGGGUGAAUACUUUCGCAAGCCACUGUAGGUCUUAAUGUCAAGUGUCCCAGAGAGCUGCUACAUUUUCGUCAAUGUUGUUAGAUAAUCACACGUUUUAUUGACUUGUGGCUGUUAAUUUUUAUCACCAAGAUAUCAGUCAAUUGUCAGCUCAAUCUAUCUCUAGUAAAACCAUAAACCCAGAUUAGCUGCAGGGUGCUGGAGUGGAGACCAUAAAACACAGCAUUAGUAGGACAGAAAUGUCUUACUGUUUGUUAAGUAAAUAAUUGUUAAAUAUCCAACAAAUCAGGUAAAUAUGUAAUGUUCUGUCACAGUAGCCACCCUUUGCCUUGAUGACAGCUUUGCACACUCUUGGCAUUCUCUCAACCAGCUUCAUGUGGUAGUCACCUGGAAUGCAUUUCAAUUAACAGGUGUGCCUUUUUAAAAGUUAAUUUGUGUUUGAGCCAAUCAGUUGUGUUGUGACAAGGUAGGGGUGGUAUACAGAAGAUAGCCCUAUUUCGUAAAAGACCAAGUCCAUAAUAGAACAGGUCAAAUAAGCAAAGAGAAACGACAGUCCAUCAUUACUUUAAGACAUGAAGGUCAGUCCGGAAAAUUUCAACAACUUUGAAAGCAUCUUCAAGUGCAGUCGCAAAAACCAUCAAGCGCUAUGAUGAAACUGGCUCUCAUGAGGACCGCCACAGAAAAGGAAGACCCAGAGUUACCUCUGUUGCAGAGGAUAAGUUCAUUAGAGUUAACUGCACCUCAGAUUGCAGCCCAAAUAAAUGCUUCACAGAGUUCAAGUAACAGACACAUCUCAACAUCAACUGUUCAGAGGAGACUGCGUGAAUCAGGCCUUCAUGGUCAAAUUGCUGCAAAGAAACCACUACGAAAGGACACCAAUAAGAAGAAGGGACUUGCUUGGGCCAAGAAACGCGCGCAAUGGACAUUAGACCGGUGGAAAUCUGUCCUUUGGUCUGAUGGUUCCAACCGCCGUGACUUUGUGAGACGCAGAGUAGGUGAAUGGAUGAUCUCCGCAUGUGUGGUUCCCACCAUGAAUCAUGGAGGAGGAGGUGUGAUAGUGUGGGGGUGCUUUGCUGGUGACACUGUCAGUGAUGGAUUUAGAAUUCAAGGCACACUUAACCAGCAUGGCUACCACAGCAUUAUGCAGCGAUACGCCAUCCCAUCUGGUUUGCGCUUAGAGGGACUAGCAUUUGUUUUUCAACAGGACAAUGACCCAACACACCUCCAGGCUGUGUAAGGGCUAUUUGACCAAGAAGGAGAGUGAUAGAGUGCUGCAUCAGAUGACCUGGCCUUCACAAUCCCCCGACCUCAACCCAAUUGAGAUGGUUUGGGAUGAGUUGGAACGCAGAGUGAAGGAAAAGCAGCCAACAAGUGCUCAGCAUGUGUGGGAACUCCUUCAAGACUGUUGGAAAGCAUUCCUCAUGAAGCUGGUUGAGAGAAUGGCAAGGGUGUGCAAAGCUGUCAUCAAGGCAAAGGGUGGCUACUUUAAAGAAUCUCAAAUAUAAAAUAUUUUAAAUGUUCCAAAAACACAUUGUGAAAUGUGAAACUUCAUGUGAAAUAUCACAUGUGAAGGGUUCCCAAAACACAUGGUUUCACAUGAUUUCACAUGUGAAAAUCUAAAUCAUCACAUGUGAAGUGUUCCAAAAGCAAUUAGUUUUACAUGAUUUCACAUGUGCAAAACGUGAUUUUUUCCAUAAGUGUUAUUCCGUACCAGCUGCUGAGCUUCUCUCAUACUGUAUGCAGAUUUGAAGAUAAGAGACCUAGCUGGUGUAGAAAAACUCUGUUAUGUAAUCUCACUCACACACACACACACACACAAACACCUCCUUCCUUUGGGAUCCCUCGUAGUCGAGUAUGAUUUUCCUCCAGGUGUCAUGGGUCCGGGUUGUGUACAUCCACAUGUGAAACUUCAUGUGAAAUUUCCAUUGUUCUCUGCAGAUCCUCUCAAGCUCUGUCAGGUUGGAUGGGGAGCGUCACUGCACAGCUAUUUUCAGGUCUCUCCAGAGAUGUUUGAUCAGGUUCAAGUCCGGGCUCUGGCUGGGCCACUCAAGGACAUUCAGAGACUUUUCCUGAAGCCACUCGUGCGUUGUCUUGGCUGUGUGCUUAGGGUCGUUGUCCUGUUGGAAGGUGAACCUUUGCCCCAGUCUGAGGUCCUGAGCGCACUGGAGCAGGUUUUCAUCAAGGAUCUCUCUGUACUUUGCUCUGUUAAUCUUUCCCUCGAUCCUGACUAGUCUCCCAUGCUUCACUGUAGGGAUGGUGCCAGGUUUCCUCCAGACGUGACGCUCGGCAUUCAGGCCAAAGAGUUCAAUCUUGGUUUCAUCAGACCAGAGAAUCUUGUUUCUCAUGGUCUGAGAGUUCUUUAGGUGCCUUUUGGCAAACUCCAAGUAGGCUGUCAUGUGCAUUUUACUGAGGAGUGGCUUCCAUCUGGCCACUACCAUAAAGGCCUGAUUGGUGGAGUGCUGCAGAGAUGGUUGUCCUUCUGGAAAGUUCUCCCAUCUCCACCGAGGAACUCUGGAGCUCUCUCAGAGUGACCAUUGGGUUCUUGGUCACCUCCCUGACCAAGGCCGUUCUCCCACGAUUGCUCUGUUUGGCCGGGCGGCCAGCUCUAGGAAGGGUGUUGGUGGUUCCAAACCUCUUCCAUUUAAGAAUGAUGGAGGCCACUGUGUUCUUGGGGGCCUUCAAUGCUGCAGACAUUUUUUGGUACGCUUCCCCAGAUCUGUGCCUCAUCACAAUCCUGUCUCAGAGCUCUACGGACAAUUCCUUCGACCUCAUGGCUUGGUUUUUGCUCUGACAUGCACUGUCAACUGUGGGACCUUAUAUAAACAGGUGUGUGCUUUGUCAAAUCAUGUCCAAUUAAUUGAAUUUACCACAGGUGGACUCCAAUCAAGUUGUAGAAACAGGAUGCACCUGAGCUCAAUUUCGAGUCUCAUAGCAAAGGGUCUGAAUUCUUAAGUAAAUAAGAUAUAUCAGUUUUUAAUUUUUUAUAAAUUUGCAAACAUUUCUAAAAACCUUUUUUUCGCUUUGUCAUUAUGGGGUAUGUAGAUUGAUGUGGAAAUGUAUUUAAUCAAUUUUAGAAUAAGGCUGUAACGUAACAAAAUGUGGAAAAAGGGAAGGGGUCUGAAUACUUUCCGAAUGCAAUGUAAGUAUAAAUAAGAUGGGACACUAUACUGCACAGUAAAUUCUCCAGUGUUAAAAAUACAUAUAAUAUAUAUAUAUAAUAAUAUAUAAUAAAUAAAUGAUUAACACUGACAAUUAACAUAGAAAAUAUUUGAAUAAGGCUUUACACUAAGGAGUGUGUUAAUUUAACACUUUUCCGUUGUCUAUAUGGGUCCACAGACUCCACACUUUCUGUGUUAAUUAUUUUUAUUAAUUAUAUUUUUAUUUACACAAAAGUCCAUGUUCUAGGCCAUUUGUGUCACGGUUUCUGCCGAGGCUGCUCCUUCUCCCUGUUCGGGCAGGCUUCGGCGGUCGUCGUCCCCGGAGUACUAGCUGCCACCAUUCGUUGUUUCUGUGUUUGUUUGGUUUGGUCUGUUUUGGUACACCUGUUUCUCAUUUUGUCUUGAUUAUGUGUCCUUUAAGUUCUCGUUGUUUCUGUCUUGUGGUUGUGUGUAGUUGUUCCAUGUCAGCAGGUGUUGCCAGUCAGUUUGUGCUCUAUUCUUUAUAGAGAGUCCGCACUGUUGUGCGUUUGUUGUAUUUUUACGUGUGCGUUAUUUUCCUUGUGCCUCCGGCUCUGUUUGUAGCCGUUCAUUCUGUGGACUUUAUUAAAGUGUUUUUGGACUUGCAUCUGCAUCCUGCAUUUGAUUCACACCACACUCGCCCUGAAGAACUACACAAUUCAGAAUCAUCAGAGCAGCAGCGACCGGUCAUGGAGGAGGCGUCGCGCAGGGACGGAUGCCAAUCCCAACGCUCUACAGGGAUAAGAAUAAUCGCCUGAACCAAACCCCUCCUACAGUACACAGCAGUCAGUCCCUAUCCACGCUCCGGAACCGUGGAUUCGCUCUCCUCCCGAGGGCGUAAUGGUAGUGUCAAGGUUUCUCACAAGAGAACUCUACUCGCCACCGUAACCCGUGCCUCGGACACGAGGCGUUUCGCCCUCAUCUCGUCUCACGCAAGGCGUUGGAUGGGCCAACGCCGAAUGGAGGAGAAUAGACCCCGCGAACGAUCACCUAUGCGGGAGUUCUCCCGUCGCUUCAGGGCUGUAUUCGACCAUCCACCUGAGGGGAAGGCGGCGGGAGAACGUCUAUUCUACCUCCGACAGGGGAGGAGGAGCGCCCAGGAGUUUGCACUGGAGUUCCGGACUCUAGCGGCAGACGCAGGGUGGAAUGAGCGGGCCCUCAUAGACCACUUCCGCUGCAGCCUACGGGAGGACGUCCGUCGUGAGUUGGCCUGCAGGGACACCACCCUCACGUUUGACCAGUUGGUAGACAUGGCCAUUCGCCUAGACACCCUGUUGGCCACCCGCGGACGUCCUGAGUGGGGGUCGUCCAUUCCACCCUCCAGCACCUCCGAGCCUAGUCCUAUGGAGCUCGGGGGUGCUGGCGCUAGAGAGGAGAGGAAAAGGAGCCCCAGGGGGACCAACCCCUGUACCUACUGUGGCCGUGGAGGACACACUGCGGCCAGGUGCUGGGGGGGGGUCUCCUAGGGGAAGAGACGGCAGGCCACGCACUGGGGAGUCCUUCCAGGUGAGUAGGCGCCCCACUUACCCAGAGCUCUCUGUUGUGCACCUAACCAUACCUGUUUGCUUCCCACAGGUUGCACCUCGUUCCCAGCAUAAGGCGCUAGUAGAUUCAGGCGCAGCUGGGAAUUUUAUAGAUCAGAGUUUUUGUGCAGAGUUAGGGAUUCCCCUCCUUCCUGUCAGUAAUCCUUUCCCUGUACAUGCUCUAGAUAGCCGUCCGUUGGGAUCGGGGUUGAUUAGGGAGGUCACAGCUAUGGUCACGCAGGAGGGUCAUGAGGAGACUAUUCAGCUAUAUCUUAUAGACUCUCCUGCGUAUCCGGUGGUGCUGGGGCUUCCCUGGUUGAUUACUCAUAAUCCCUCUAUUUCGUGGCAACAGAGGGCUCUUAAGGAGUGGUCUGCCCAGUGUGUAGGGCGAUGUCUGGGCGUUUCCGUAGGGGCGACCUCGGUGGAAAGUCCAAACCAAAUGCCCACAUUGCACAUUCCCCCCGAGUAUGAGGAUUUAGCACUUGUGUUUAGUAAGGCGAAGGCGACGCAAUUGCCACCACAUAGACAGGGGGAUUGUGCGAUAGACCUCCAGGUAGGAGCUGCGCUUCCGCGGAGCCAUGUGUAUCCUUUGUCUCAAGAGGAGAAGGGAGCUAUGGAGACUUACAUAGCUGAGUCUCUGAGACAGGGAUACAUACGGCCCUCCACCUCUCCUGCGUCCUCGAGUUUCUUUUUUGUGAAGAAAAAGGAUGGAGGUUUGCGCCCGUGUAUUGAUUACCGCAGUCUCAAUCAGAUUACUGUGAAAUACAGUUAUCCACUCCCUCUGAUUGCGACUAUGACGGAGUCUUUACACGGGGCGCGGUUCUUCACAAAAUUGGACCUCAGGAGCGCAUACAACUUGGUGCGUAUUAGGGAGGGAGACAAAUGGAAGACAGCAUUUAGUACCACCUCGGGUCAUUACGAGUAUCUCGUCAUGCCAUACGGUUUAAUGAAUGCUCCUUCAGUCUUCCAAUCCUUCGUAGAUGAGAUCUUCCGGGAUAUGCAGGGGCAAGGAGUGGUCGUGUACAUUGACGACAUUCUAGUGUAUUCUUCUACCCGAGCCGAGCAUGUAGCCCUGGUGCGCCGAGUAUUGAGGAGAUUGUUGGAGCAUGAUCUGUAUGUCAAGGCAGAGAAAUGUCUGUUUUUCCAGGAGUCUGUCUCCUUUUUGGGUUAUCAGUUGUCUGCGUCAGGGGUAAAGAUGGAGGUUGACCGUGUGUCGGCCGUGCGUAAUUGGCAAACUCCAACCACUGUUAAAGAGGUGCAGCGGUUCUUGGGCUUUGCGAAUUACUACAGGAGGUUUAUCCUGGGUUUUGGACAGGUGGCAGCUCCCAUAACGUCUCAACUAAAGGGAGGUCCGGUGCGCUUGCAGUGGUCUGCUGAGGCUGAUAGGGCUUUUGGGAGACUGAAGGACCUGUUUACCUCGGCGCCGGUGCUGGCGCAUCCGGAUCCCGCGCUACCAUUCCAGGUUGAGGUAGACGCGUCGGAAGCCGGUAUAGGGGCCGUGCUCUCGCAACGGUCUGUCACGCCACUGAAACUCCGCCCCUGUGCUUUUUACUCAAAAAAGCUCAGUCCGGCGGAGCGAAAUUAUGACGUGGGGGACAGGGAGCUGCUAGCCGUGGUCCAGGCCCUAAAGGUGUGGAGGCAUUGGCUUGAGGGGGCUCAACAUCCUUUCCUCAUUUUGACUGACCACCGAAACCUGGAGUACAUCCGGGCAGCUAGGAGACUGAACCCUCGCCAGGCUAGGUGGAACAUGUUUCUGGCCCGGUUCGUUUUUAAGAUCACGUACAUCCCUGGGUCCCAGAACGGUAAGGCAGAUGCCCUGUCCCGGCGGUAUGACACGGAGGAGAGGUCCGUUGAGCCCACGCCCAUACUCCCGCCGUCUUGCCUAGUGGCACCGGUGGUGUGGGAGGUCGAUUACGAAAUCGAGCGGGCGUUGCAUACCAAUCCUAGCCCUCCACAGUGUCCUGUGGGUCGGAAGUACGUUCCGCUCGAGGUUCGGGAUCGACUUAUAUAUUGGGCUCACACGUCACCCUCCUCUGGACAUCCAGGGAUUGGCCGGACGGUGCACUGCCUUAGCACUAAGUACUGGUGGCCAACGUUAGCCAGGGAUGUGAGGGUUUAUGUUUCCUCCUGCUCGGUGUGUGCCCAGUGUAAGGCACCCAGACACCUGCCCCGGGGUAAGCUACAGCCCCUGCCCGUUCCACAACGACCCUGGUCUCACCUUUCGGUGGAUUUCGUUACCGACCUUCCCCCCUCCCAGGGAAAUACCACCAUCCUGGUCGUUGUGGAUCGGUUCUGGAAGGCCUGUCGUCUCCUUCCCAUGCCGGGUCUCCCCACUGCCCUACAGACCGCUGAGGCACUAUUCACUCACGUCUUCCGGCAUUACGGGGUACCUGAGGAUAUAGUGUCUGAUCGAGGCCCCCAGUUUACCUCUCGAGUCUGGAGAGCGUUCAUGGAGCGCUUGGGGGUCUCGGUGAGCCUUACCUCGGGGUACCACCCGGAGAGCAAUGGGCAGGUUGAACGGGUAAACCAGGAUGUGGGUAGGUUUCUGAGGUCGUAUUGCCAGGGCCAGCCGGAGGAGUGGGCGAGGUAUGUUCCCUGGGCCGAGAUGUCCCAGAACUCCCUUCGCCACUCCUCCACCAGACUCACUCCUUUCCAAUGUGUAUUAGGGUACCAGCCGGCUCUGGCACCCUGGCAUCAGAGCCAGAUCGAGGCCCCUGCGGUGGAUGAGUGGGUGCGGCGCUCGGAGGAGACGUGGAACGCUGCUCACGUACAUCUGCAGCGGGCCAUCCGUCGACACAAGACGAGCGCCGAUCUCCACCGCAGUGAGGGACCGGUGUACGCACCGGGAGAUCGAGUCUGGCUCUCGACCAGAAACCUGCCCCUCCGCCUGCCCUGCCGGAAGCUGGGUCGGCGGUUUGUGGGGCCUUUUAAAGUCCUGAGGAGGUUGAACGAGGUGUGUUACAGAUUACAACUUCCUAUUGAUUAUAAGAAUAUUAAGCCCUCGUUCCAUGUGUCUCUCCUCAGGCCGGUGGUAGCUGGUCCACUCCAUGACUGUGAGAUAGCAGAGACUCCUCCGUCCCCGCUGGACAUUGAGGGGGCUCCGGCGUACACAGUUCGGUCCAUCCUGGAUUCGAGACGCCGGAUGGGAGGUCUCCAAUAUCUCGUGGAGUGGGAGGGGUACGGUCCGGAGGAGCGGUGCUGGGUGCCGAGGAGAGACAUCUUAGACCCGUCCCUUCUGACUGAGUUCCAUCGUGGUCAUCCCACGCGCCCUGCUCCGCAUCCUCCUGGUCGUCCCCGAGGCCGGGGUCGGCGCACGGCUGGAGCCGCGCGUCAAGGAGGGGGGGGGGUACUGUCACGGUUUCUGCCGAGGCUGCUCCUUCUCCUUGUUCGGGCAGGCUUCGGCGGUCGUCGUCCCCGGAGUACUAGCUGCCACCGUUCGUUGUUUCUGUGUUUGUUUGGUUUGGUCUGUUUAUUCUAAUGAUAAAUAAAUGAAUAUAAUUUUAUUCCUCAUGAAGCUGGUUGAGAGAAUGCCAAGAGUGUGCAAAGCUGUCAUCAAGGCAAAGAGUGGCUACUUUGAAGAAUCUCAAGUAUAAAAUAUAUUUUGAUUUGUUUAACACUUUUUUGGUUACUACAUGAUUCCAUAUGUGUUAUUUCAUAGUUUUGAUGUCUUCACUAUUAUUCUACAAUGCAGACAAUAGUAAAAAUAAAUAAAGACCAUUGAAUGAGUACAUGUGUCCAAACAUUUGACUGGUACUGUACAUUGAGUAUAUCAAACAUUAAGAACACCUUCCUAAUAUUGAGUUGCACCUGCCACCCUUUUGCCCUCAGAACAGCUUAAGUUCGUCGGGGCAUGGACUCUACAAGGUGUUGAAAGCGUUCCACAGGGAUGCUGGCCCAUGUUGACGCCAAUGCUUCCCACAGUUUUGUCAAGUUGGCUGGAUGUCCUUUGGGUGAUGGACCAUUCUUGAUAUAAAUCAGGAAACUGUUGAGCAUGAAAGUUUCAGCAGCGUUGCAGUUCUUGAUGCAAACUGUUGCACCUGGCACCUACUACCAUAUCCCGUUCAAAGCCAGACAGUUAAAUAUUUUAUCUUGCCCAUUCACCCUCUGAAUGGCACACAUACACAAUCCUUCUUUAACCUGUCUCCUCCCUUUCAUCUACUGAUUGAAGUGGAUUUAAAAAGUGACAUCAAUAAGGGAUCAUAGCUUUCACCUGGAUUCACCUGGUCAGUCUAUGUCAUGGAAAGAGCAUGUGUGUUUUGUACACUCAGUACAACACGUUUUAUACCUCAAUACUAAAUGGAAAGAUAAGUGCGAUAUAAUUCCCUGGUUUUAUUCUGUGCUUUUCUUUUCCAUUCAUUUGGUAAUGAGGGAUAUACCUGAACCUAUAUAACUGAUGGCAUUGGACAGAUGCAUUUUAAUGGAGGAAUAAUUAAAUUAUGUUUGUUUCAGCAUCGCUGGAAGAACGUUCUGGCCUGACCGUUGCUCAAUGAGUGACAAAACAUUUGAGACCCUGAUGUUCAUCAAAUGCAAUUGCCAUCUUAAAUGAUUAACCAAGAUCUAAAAUUACUGUUAAAGAAUCAUAGGCUAUGACAAUGAUGUAAAGAGUAAUGUAAUGCAUGAAAAAUGUAUGUUAAACAAUAAAACAAAAUCUGUUUGGUUUAUAUUUGUAUUACUUUCCAUUAUUUUGAUUGAUAAAGGUUAAAGUUUAGCAUUUUUCUACCAUUUUUUUCUUCAAUCAUCAAGUAUUUAAUUCUAGGCUAUAUAUUAAGAUUCAUAUCUGAAUGCCCUCGAAACCGUGUACUAAUGAUCAUGUAUUUAGACUAAUUAAACUAACUGUUCUAGUUUUUCGUUCUUCAUCAAAUAUUUGGCAGCCAUCAAAUAUAUAUAGAUUUUUUCAAAUAACUUGCAUAUAUUCAAAUACCUUCAAAUAUUAUUUGUUUUUCUGAGAGGUAUUCAAAAUACUUUCAAAUAUUAUUUGUUUUUCUGAGACCUGUAUUUGAAUAUCAAAGGAAAUAGAUGCCAAAAGUGGCCUUUAGUUGAUUCUCUAUAUUCGACUACCUUGAGUAUUUGAAAAGUUGGUAUUUUCAAAUAAACUACAAAAUACAACAAUUUUCUGCCCAGGUCUAGCUGUGAGUAGAAGAUCUGUUUAGGAAGCCUUGAGUCGCUCAUCCUCAUGAGGUGACCUGCCCAUCGGAGUUGGUCUUAUUAUGAUGGCUUCUAUACUGGAGGAGUUUGUUCACUACAGGUCACUGAUGUUGGUUUGUCUGUCUUCCCAGCUGAUAUUAAGUAUUUUCCUGAGGCAGCGUUGGUGGAAUCUUUCAAGGGGUUUCAUGUGUUUUCAAAAUGCGGUCCAGGUAUCCGCACCGUAUAGCAGGGUAGGGAUGAUCACAGCGUUGUACACGUCCACUUUGUUCCUGGUGGUAGUGUUGCGAUCCUCGAAGACCCUGUUUCUGAGUUUGCCGAAGGCAGCACUUGUUCAAGCAAUCCGAUGUUGGAUUUCAUCAUCAAUUAGGAUAUUGGUGGAGAGGUGGCUACCUAGGUAUGAGAAACUGGGAAUGUUUUCAAGUAGAGAUCAGCUUCUGAACACACACAAACACACACACACUGCUCAUCCCCAGUGUCAGAGUAUUUGAUGUGCAGCAGGACUCUCAAGAAACUGAAAACUCAGGAAGCUUGUAUGUGUGUAUUUAUCUUGGGAGGAAGCUUAUAUAUCUCUUCUCAGGAUCUAAGAACCCACAAAUACAACAGUAUUACAUAAUGUCUGAAGUUAAGAAAGAAACAUUAAAUAGUUACUAACUAAUGACACUAAUGGACAAGCAGUUUGUCUCUUGAGGCCAUUACAACAGAACAGCUUUCUGUCUCUCUCGGCAGAUAGCCUAGCGUUUAGUGUUGGGCCAGUGACCGAAAGGUUGCUAGUUUGAAUCCCCUAGCCGACAAAAUGGAAAAUCUGUUGAUGUGCCCUUGAGCAAGGCAUUUCACAUGUGUGAAAUAGGAAAAAUAUAUGCAUCCACCAAAUUAUUAUGAUUAUUUCACUCUCUUUUUCUUUGUGUCUCUUUCACUAUCUCCUUCUCUGUCUCUUUUUCAAUAUCUCCCUCUGCCCCCUUUUAGAGGUACUAUAUGUGUAACAACAACUCUCUUUACAUCUCUCUCCCUCCAUCUCUCCAGUCAGAGGUAUUGUAUGUGUAAUCCCGAGGUGGUGCAGCAGUUCCAUAACCCAGACACCAUAUUCAUCCUGGCCUUUGCUGUGGUCCUCCUCAACACUGACAUGUAUUCCCCUAACAUCAAACCUCAACGCAAGAUGGGCCUCGACGACUUCAUACGCAACCUACGAGGUGACUGGCUGUCUUUGUAUAUGUGUGUCUGUGUUUGUCUGUCUGUGUGUUGUUUGUGUGUGUCUACAAACGGUACCUAGCUUGUUAAACGGUACCUAGCUUGUUAAACGGUACCUAGCUUGUUAAAUGGUACCUAGCUUGUUAAACGGUACCUAGCUUGUUAGAGUGGUUGUGUCUUUGUUUUUGCUCCCUUUGGUGUGAUUUUCUUUUGAGCCUACAGAUAGAAGAAAGAAUCAAAAUAAUCCAAAGACCACGGUGGUAAAUUAUGGACAGUGUGUGCCUGUGUGUGUGUGACUCAGUAUAAUGAGCUGCAGAAGCCUUGCAACAUUUAUGACAGCGUUUCUGAGCCUGGUGUUAGAUAUGAUAUGUUGAGUAAAAUGUUGUGCUAAGAUCUAUUUAGGUCAGGAGCUGGUUAUAAGUUCUGUUCCUAUCCAAUAACAAUGGACAAAAGGGUCCUAUCUUGUCAGCCUUGUCAGUUUCAGUUCUCCAGUAAACUUGUGAUUAUCAACACUAACCUCAUCGUUGUGGCGGCGGACAGCUAGCCUGUAUCCCUCAUCCAGUUGAGUGGGAAUGUUCACUCUCCCCAAAGCAGACAAUCUCAAACAGCUAUCCAUGUGGGUCUUUGACAGCUCAUGUUUCUUAAUCUUUCCUGAAAGAUGGUGCAUGUCCGUUACACACCAGUCGCUGUCCAAGCGGUGCUGUCUGCCGUGCCGCCUUCAGGGUGAAAGAGUAAGCAGGGGUAGCAGAAGACUGCAUUAGCUACAUCGCAGCCUGCUAGCCAGGUUUUUCGUUCGUACCAAUUUUUUGAAAAUCCUCGGGUGUAGGACUUCCCCCCUUUAGUAGAAACCUGUUGAAUUAUUAAAUUUGGUCUGGGAGGUCCUAAUUGUUUCGUUGCCAAUUUAUCUUCAUUUGUUCGCCGACAAAAAGGAACUUCUUUCAAAGACACAAUCGAGUUGCACUGAAGCCUAGCCAUUUUGACAGUAAUAGUGAAUUGAUUGACGCUGCUACCCGCUCUUUUCUUAGUUACGUUCAUGGUUACGUUACGUAUGACGAAAGCGCGUAAGUGCAAGCCCUCAGAAACCCAUAGAGAUUGUAUUGAAAGCUCUGAUAUUUGAAAAAAAUAGAUUUUACAUGGGAGUCUAUGACAGACUUCUGGGCGAUUUUCAACCUGACUGAAAUCGCCCCAAAAGGGGGGGGGGCCAUUUGAAGCACGACUUUAGCCUGAUUGGACAUUUAGUGGCACUGUGGCAGAUCAGACGUCUAGAUUACAACACUGAUAACUACUGUUGCCGUGAUAUAAUUGAUUAGAAAAAAAAUCCCUUCCUUUUCCCGUUUGGCAGUGCGUCGCCCAUAUCGCCCUAUUGAAACACACCGCCCCUGGACUAGAGACACUGGAGCAGUUAUUUAUAGAACAGGCACACAAACACGCAGAGGCGCACAGACAAUGCUUGGUACACUGAGUGAACCAAACAUUAGGAACACCUUCCUAAUAUUGAGUUGCACCCCCUUUUGCCCUCAGAACAGCCUCUAUUCGUUUGGGGAUGGACUCUACAAGGUGUCGAAAACGUUCCACAGGGAUGCUGGCCCAUAUUGACUCCAAUGCUUCCCACAGUUGUGUCAAGUUGGCUGGAUGUCCUUUGGGUGGUGGACCAUUCUUGAUACACAUGGGAAACUGUGGAUCGUGAAAAACCCAGCAGUGUUGCAGUUCUUGACACAAACCGGUGCGCCUGGCACUUACUACCAUACCCUGUUCAAAGGCACUUAAAUAUUUUGUCUUGCCCAUUCACCCUCUGAAUGGCACACAUACACAAUCCAUGUCUCAAGGCUUAAAAAUCCUGUCUCCUCCCCUUCAUCUACACUGAUUGAUGUGGAUUUAAAAAGUGACAUCAAUAAGGGAUCAUAGCUUUCACCUGGAUUCACCUGGUCAGUCAAUGUCAUGUUUUGUAUACUCAGUGUAUAUUUUAAUACAACACAGGACCUAUUUCAUAUGGAAUGAGUGACAGCUGGUUGAAGGAGACAGGUUGAAUUGUGGGGGAUCAGGGAUGGUGAGUCUGAUGGUCUGGGGGUAGAUGCUAUUGGCCAGUCUGUUAGUUUUUAGCCAUGAUGCUCCUGUACUGCCCGCGUCUGAGUGAUGGAAGCAGGGAGAACAGGCCGUGGCUCGAAUGGCUGAGGUCCCUGAUGAUCCUGACAUCAGCCACUCCUGCCCUGUCCUGCAACAAGUCUGAACCAGGGAUGGAGUCAAUUCAGUUUGCAAUUCAUUUUCUGAAUUCCCUCUCUAGUUCCUCCUGUGUGACUGGUAGUGUGUGUCCCUGUUCCCUCAGGAGUGGACGACGGAGCAGACAUCCCCAGCGAGAUGGUGGCAGGGAUCUAUGAGAGGACCCAGCAGAGAGAGCUACGCUCCAAUGAAGACCACGUCACCUACGUCAGCCGUGUGGAACAGUCCAUACUGGGGAUGAAGACUGUGAGUGUGUUGUGUGACUAAGAGAAAGGUAGAAUGAGAGAGGGGAGUCUGUGUGUGUGUGUGUUAACCCCAUGGUGUGUGUGUGUGUGUGUGUAUGUGUGUGUUCUUCUGUAGAUCCUGUCUGUGCCCCACCGUAGACUGGUCUGUUGCUGUCGUUUGUUCGAGGUGGCAGACUUCAACAAACCUCUGAAACAGAAACUGGCCAACACCCAGAGAGAGGUGUUCCUCUUCAAUGACCUCUUACUGGUGAGAACACACACACGCGCACGCAUGGACUCAUGCCCACAUACACCCACACGUUAAGGCAUGAGUAGUGUUUAUUUGUGUACUCACAGUGUGUGUGUGUGUUUGUACUCACUGUAUGGCUUAUGUCCAUUCUGUUAUCUCCUCACACAGAUCCUGAAGCUGUGUCCAAAGAAGAAGACUUCUGCCUCCUACACCUUCUGUAAAGCCAUGGGUCUACUGGGCAUGCAGUUUCACCUCUUCAGCAAUGAAUGUAACUACUCUACUACUACUACUCCUACUCCUACUCCUACUAUUACUAUUACUACUACAACUCUAUUACUACUUUUCUACUACUACUACUACUACUACGACUACUACUACGACUACGACUACGACUCUAUUACUAUAAUAAUAAUAUGCCAUUUAGCAGACGCUUUUAUCCAAAGCGACUUACAGUCAUGUGUGCAUACAUUUUUACGUAUGGGUGGUCCCGGGGAUCGAACCCACUACCCUGGCGUUACAAGCGCCAUGCUCUACCAAUUGAGCUACAGAGGACUACUACUACUACUACUACUACUACUACUACUACUACUACUACUACUACUACUACUACUACUACUACUACUACUACUACUACUACUACUACUACUACUACUACUACUACUACUACUACUACUACUACUACUACUACUACUACUACUACUACGACUCUAUUACUACUACUACUACUACUACUACUCUAUUACUAUAAUAAUAAUAAUAUGCCAUUUAGCAGACGCUUUUAUCCAAAGUGACUUACAGUCAUGUGUGCAUACAUUUUUACGUAUGGGUGGUCCAGGGGAUCGAACCCACUACCCUGGCAUUACAAGCGCCAUGCUCUACCAAUUGAGCUACAGAGGACUACUACUACUACUACUACUACUACUACUACUACUACUACUACUACUACUACGACUCUAUUACUACUACUACUACUACUACUACUACUACUACUACUACUACUACUACUACUACUACUACUACUACUACUACUACUACUACUACUACUACUACUACUACUACUAUACUAUUACACUGUACUGCUCCAUACAUAGCUAACUAUGAGCAAUGACAUUGUCUGUCCAUAGUCCUACUAUGCCCAUGGCAUCACCAUUCUAGUUACAUAGCUAACUGUGUGUGUGUGUGUGUGUGUGUGUGUGUGUGUGUGUGUGUGUGUGUGUGUGUCCAGACUAUGCUCAUGGCAUCACCAUGUUGAGUCCGUUCUCUUCAGAGAAGAAGCAGCUGGUGAGUUUCUGCUCCCCCAGCGGUGAGGAGCUCAGGAAUUUCACAGAGGAGCUACGUGAGUCCAUCACUGAGGUCAACGAGAUGGAACAGAUACACAUCCAAUGUGAGCACAAACACAUACGCACGCACGCACGCACACACACAUGCACACGCACACACACAUGCACACACGCAUGCUCUUUAUGCUCUUUAUGUAAUGAUAUGGUCAUAUCUCGUUCUCUGUAGGGGAGCUGGAAAGAGAACAGGGUGUGCAGACUCACACCCCCCACACCAAUGGAGGACAGAUGGACACACUCAGUCGACACACAGGAUCGCCCACCGGUAACAAACACUAAGUUAGCGACUAGCACCCACACAUCAUGCUGUGUCUCUGAGUGUCACUUGUGUGUUUCUCCCCUCAGCCCAGCAAGAUCUGUAUUGCAAGACUGGCAACAAUACUGUGGAGGUGAGUCACAUACACACUAUGCCUCAGGUAAGUGUGUCUGUGUUUGUUAGCAAAGAUGCACACAGGCGAGGAGUAGGGAGACCCUCCUCAGCUCCCUCCAGCUCUUUGUGCCUCAGAGCAACACAGCUGCAACUGGAGGGCUAGCUUUAGCCAUCGGCCUUCUGCUAACGGGGACCAGUAAUUAGCUAUUAGCCACCUGCCAAUGCAGGGUUAGCUAUGAGCUAUUAGCCUCGUGCUAGUAGGGGUAUUCGCCUCCUGCUAACACAACAUCUGCUUCCCAGCCAUCAUAAGCUUUUCUAAGCCCUGCUGGCUUGCUAGAAAACCAUCUCCAUGGCCAGACUCAGGGUUGAUGUACGUGUGUAUCUGUGAAUGCAUGCACGUGUAUGACUCAAGCCCAGUUCCUCUGCUCUAAAUGCCCUCUCGACAGACCUAUCAGCCCCCCCCACCAACCCCUAACUCUUAGUCCUUUAGAGUUGCAUAUAUCUGUGUUGGGGAGACACCCCGCCCUAGGUGUCAUCUCCCCCCACACACUCUACCCUCUCCACACACACUCCCCCUCCUCCACACGCAAACACACCCACCCACUGGAGCCCAAAUUUUGACCCUGAAACGUCCUUCCACCCAAACACAGGUGUGUCUCUGGGCUGGUGUGUGUGUGUAUGUUUGGCGUGCGUGUUAGCAUGCGCUCGCUGCCUGCAUGCCUGCAUGCUGCCAGUGUGUCUAACCCACCAGAGGGCUGCUGUAGGCUGCGUUCAGGAUGGUAACUCCUCAUGCCAUUCUCUGGCUGUUUCUAAACUAGGUGUCAAUUCACAAUAGGCUGCUGCAGACCUACCACAUGACCCAGCCCAGCCCUGAUAGGCUGCUCCAGACCUACCAUGUGACCAGUCCUGACUCCACCCAACUGGCUCUGGCAGCCCCCCCGGCCAUGCUAAGUGCCACCCACCCCGGAGAGCUCCGCCCAGACACCCUCAUUCAAUGCCAGCAGAUCGUCAAGGUGAUUGUCAUGGACCAGAGCGGCCUGGGGCGAAUGGAAGCUUUCCUCAACCAAGGAAGCCCCGCCUCCCACCACCGCCUCAUCCAAUCAGCGAUGUCCACGCCAGUACGGGUCAGAGAGGGAUCUGAGCCACCUCUGCCUCCCCCUCCUCCCCCCUACAACCACCCCCACCAAUACUGUCCCCCCGACUCCCCCUGCCCCCUCUCACACACCCUGCCUCAACCCCUCCGCAGACGCAACUCUAGUGGCUCCCGCAGCCUCGUCUGA
Molecule: messenger RNA, 19630 nt
Organism: Coregonus sp. 'balchen'
Lineage: Eukaryota; Metazoa; Chordata; Actinopteri; Salmoniformes; Salmonidae
Source: the annotation of a GenBank genome assembly